Molecule: messenger RNA, 484 nt
Organism: Xenopus laevis (African clawed frog)
Lineage: Eukaryota; Metazoa; Chordata; Amphibia; Anura; Pipidae
Gene: rpl37a.S
Product: 60S ribosomal protein L37a
Exons: 4
Coding region: 130-414 (94 amino acids)
Source: RefSeq, a predicted model, not a curated record
UGUUGCCUGUCAGGAGGAGGCUGCAGUUUUCAAUAAGCAAAGGUUUUACCUUUUUCAUUGCGCACCGGUACGGCACCAGCCGUGGACUGAAUAGGCGGCUGCUUGUUUAGUGCGUUGGAAGAGGCCGCCAUGGUGCCGGCCAAGCGCACCAAGAAGGUUGGCAUUGUGGGUAAAUAUGGGACCCGUUACGGUGCUUCCUUGAGGAAGAUGGUCAAAAAGAUUGAAAUCAGCCAGCAUGCCAAAUACACCUGCUCCUUCUGUGGCAAGACCAAGAUGAAGAGAAAGGCUGUUGGAAUCUGGCACUGUGGAUCUUGCAUGAAAAUUGUAGCUGGAGGAGCCUGGACCUACAACACCACCUCUGCUGUCACAGUCAAAUCUGCUAUCAGAAGACUGAAGGAACUGAAAGACCAGUAAACACCACUUGUUCUGGAAUCCAGUACUAUUCCAUCUGGACUGUAGUCAAUAAAAAAUUUUGUUCUGUAAA